This is a messenger RNA of Vigna unguiculata (cowpea), 2332 nucleotides long. RefSeq names its product putative polyamine transporter At1g31830. Gene Ontology annotation, biological process: transmembrane transport. The record is from RefSeq and is a predicted model, not a curated record. Gene Ontology annotation, molecular function: transmembrane transporter activity. NCBI's taxonomy places the organism in Eukaryota, Viridiplantae, Streptophyta, Magnoliopsida, Fabales, Fabaceae. Gene Ontology annotation, cellular component: membrane.
UCAUUAAUCAUUUUCCUUUUGUCCUUCUCUAUCUGCCGUUUAUUUCGAUAGGGUCUCAUAAUUUAGUUUUCGGAGCUUUUCACGAAUGGGUUUAUUCCUAGGAGGAAUCGCUUGUUGUUACUGUCUUUCUUUUAUCUUCUGAGAUCGGUGUUCCAAGAUCUGUUCCUAGCGCUCCUCCCUUUUGAUCCGUGCGAAUUUUGUUUGGAUUUUAAAUGUUUGAAAUUUAUAUUAGCCCAGUAGACCCAUCUUGGUAAUAUUUUUUUCCUUUCACUUCACUGCGUGAUUUGGUGGGUUUUUGGCUCUGUUGAUGGAUGUGGGGAUUUCUGCGGCAGCAUUGACGAAACCGGGGUUUACUUUAUGACUUUUAUUUGACAGCCGGAGUCUUAAAAGCAUUUGAUUUUGUGGUUGAUGGUGUUAUUUCAAAACUGUGCAUUUGGCCCGUGUAUGAUCUUUUCAGAAAAAGACCUUCAGGAAAUUAAGGAUAGCGGCUGCUAAUAGACAACAAGCUUCCAUUCAAAUGGGGGAAUUCGCCCAGGACGAGUAUGUAGCUGUCAGUGAAUCAACUUCCACCAGAGCAAAUCACUCAAGUAAAGUUUCAGUUCUUCCUCUUGUGUUUCUCAUCUUCUAUGAGGUUUCAGGUGGGCCAUUUGGGGUAGAGGAUACUGUGCAAGCAGCUGGUCCUCUCUUAGCCCUCCUUGGAUUCUUGUUUUUCCCAUUAAUAUGGAGUGUUCCUGAAGCUUUGAUCACGGCGGAGAUGGGUACCAUGUUCCCUGAAAACGGUGGUUAUGUGGUUUGGGUUUCCUCUGCUCUGGGUCCCUAUUGGGGGUUUCAGCAAGGUUGGAUGAAAUGGCUAAGUGGGGUGAUAGACAAUGCUUUAUACCCAGUUCUAUUUCUUGACUAUCUGAAAUCAGCAGUACCAGCUUUAGGUGGUGGAUUACCUAGAGUUGCUGCAACAUGGGGUUUAACUAUUGUGCUCACUUACUUGAACUAUAGGGGUAUGGUCAUUGUGGGAUGGGUAGCUGUUUGUUUAGGGAUUUUCUCACUCCUCCCUUUUGUGGUUAUGGGGUUCUUGUCAAUUCCUGAUCUAGAGCCUUCAAGAUGGGUUGUGGCAAAUCUGAAUGAUGUUAACUGGAAUUUGUAUCUGAACACUCUAUUUUGGAAUCUGAACUAUUGGGAUUCCAUAAGUACUCUUGCUGGAGAAGUGGAUAAUCCAAAGAAAACUCUUCCAAGGGCUUUGUUUUAUGCUGUGAUUCUAGUAGUUCUAGGGUACUUCUUUCCUCUCCUAAUUGGUACUGGUGCUGUUCCUCUCAACCGGGAUCUUUGGUCUGAUGGCUACUUCUCAGAUGUUGCUAUGAUCAUAGGAGGGGCAUGGUUGAGAUGGUGGCUUCAGGCUGCUGCCGCCAUGUCAAAUAUGGGAAUGUUUGUUGCUGAAAUGAGCAGUGAUUCAUUCCAGCUACUAGGCAUGGCUGAGAGGGGAAUGUUGCCUGAGUUCUUCACCAAGAGGUCUCGCCACGGAACACCUCUAGUAGGAAUACUCUUUUCUGCAUCAGGUGUGAUUAUACUGUCAUGGAUGAGCUUUCAAGAAAUUGUAGCUGCUGAAAAUUUCUUGUACUGUUUUGGGAUGAUUCUGGAGUUUAUUGCAUUCAUUCUGUUAAGGAUCAGACACCCCAAUGCAUCUCGCCCUUACAAGGUAGCAGGGGGAACAGUAGGAGCAAUUUUGCUCUGUAUCCCUCCCACAAUUCUGAUUGGUGUUGUGUUGUUUUUCUCCUCACUCAAAGUAAUGUUUGUGAGCCUCAUUGCUAUGGCAAUAGGCCUUGUGUUGCAGCCUUGCCUCAAAUAUGUGGAGAAAAAGAGAUGGAUGAAGUUUUCCCACAGUUCUGAUCUCCCUGAUUUUGGCAAUCUGGAGGUGAAUCGCUCUUUGGUGUAUUAAUCUGUCUUGUUUCAAUAAUGUGAAGAAGAUUUGCUCUUCAGGUUCCUUAAACAAGCUAGUUAAUUUAAACCAUGUCAGGGCAACUUUGUAUCCAACACCUUUGGUAAUCUAUCUGGUUGUCUAUGAUUUUAGUUUGAUCAAUAGAUAGAUGAGGUGGUAAUUAGAAACUUGGAAGCUAUAAUUUAGAAUUUCUUUGGAAACUCAGUUAUUUGUUUAUAAGAAAAUUCCUGUUAUCAUUUGAAGAGGGAGAAAAAUAAGAUUUGCAUGUUUUUCUUAUGUAAUUUGAAGUUGUUUGGUAGAGAAGUUAAAUCAUGAAUCUAGUUCUUUUGGUAGCUUUUAGAUUGAUUGGUAGAUAUGCUUUCUGUAAAACAGUAAUAGUUAUUUGCAUUAUUUUUCUUUUUA